AUGAGGACAGGCGCAGCGAUCUACGACGCCAACCGCAUCACCGACGCUAAAGCCAAACAGGAGGCUCGAAAAUCUCAACCGCGCCUAUGCCGCAACGCCAACGCUCAACCGUCCCUGACCUGCCCACGCUGCCAGUGGACGUUCCGGGCACAAAUCGGUCUCACCGGACACCUUACCAACUCCAACACCCGGAAUACAGUUGCUGUCUCCUUGUCCAACUCUGCCUCGGCCUCCACGUCGACAAUAAGCACUGACCGCGCUACCAAACACCCACUGCCCUCCUCCUCCUCCUCCUCCUCCUCCUCCUCCGCAGCCUCAAGACCUGCUGCGGCGGCUCCUGUACCCACCACCCCUGCACACAAUCUAGACACACAAACAAACACCAAAUGA
This is a messenger RNA of Spirometra erinaceieuropaei, 390 nucleotides long. The record is from the annotation of a GenBank genome assembly. NCBI's taxonomy places the organism in Eukaryota, Metazoa, Platyhelminthes, Cestoda, Diphyllobothriidea, Diphyllobothriidae.